CGAUAACGAUGAUGAUAAUUGGAAAAUUAUGUGAAAAGAAUUCGAAGGCAAAAACUACUUCGGGCAACGUCAUCAGAGUGUACUGUAACCUGAUUCAUACAUUACUGUUCAUAUAAAAGGCAUUUCUGUCGAAUGACGCAUUAGUUAUAUGAUAGCAACAGGCAACGAAAGGUAGUUCGUCCCCGUGGUAACUGUGCAUCACUGAAGAUGUUUCGUAUCGCGAGAGUUUUCUCUGCGUCCAGAAAUGUUAACAAGGCACUCGAAACGUCCUUAGGUUCAUGGAAUGCGCCCAGAUGUUUGGCUACUCAAGCUGCAGUGAAAGCCACUCCUGUGGAAAACUCUCAGGAAAAUGCCACUGUGAAGGAGUCACAGUCCUUCACCAUGAAUAUCUUCCGUAACCAGUUGCAGUUGGACCAAGUAUUUCCCUUUCCCGAUCCUAUGACCGAGGAACAAAUCGACACAGUGAAAAUGCUGAUUGAUCCUAUGGAGAAGUUCUAUGAGGAAAUAAAUGAUCCAGCGAAAAACGACCAGAACGCAGCCAUAGACGAGAAAACAGCGACCGCUCUUUGGGAGCUGGGAGCGUUUGGUCUACAAGUGCCCCAGGAAUACGGCGGAUUGGGAUUGACCAAUACUCAGUACAGUCGAUGCGUCGAGAUAUGCGGUUACCACGAUCUUGGGGUGGGCAUCACUCUCGGUGCACAUCAGAGCAUAGGAUUCAAGGGUAUACUUUUAUUCGGCACUCCGGAACAAAAAGCGAAGUAUUUGCCUCGAGUUUGCAACGGCGAGUACGCUGCCUUCUGCCUAACCGAGCCGAGUUCUGGCUCCGACGCCAGCUCGAUACGUUGCCGCGCUGUCAAGGCAGCAGAUGGGUCGCAUUAUAUCCUAAACGGUAGCAAGAUAUGGAUAUCAAACGGCGGUAUCGCUAACAUAAUGACCGUGUUCGCGCAAGUACCCACGAAGGAUCCGAAUACGGGUGAAAUGAAGAACAAGAUGACCGCUUUCAUCGUCGAAAGGGGUUUCGGCGGUGUCACCAGCGGACCGCCUGAGAAAAAAAUGGGCAUCAGAUGCAGUAACACGGCAGAGAUAUUCUUCGAAGACGUCAAGAUCCCGGCGGAAAAUGUUCUCGGCAAAGAGGGUCAAGGCUUCAAGGUCGCAAUGAAUAUUCUGAACAACGGUAGAUUCGGCAUGGCAGCAGCUCUUUCUGGCAACAUGCGUUAUUGCAUCAGCAGGGCCGUAAGUCAUGCGACACAACGCGUGCAAUUUGGCCGUACUCUGGAUAAUUAUGGUACUAUACAGGAGAAAAUAGCGCGCAUGGCGAUGCUGCAUUACAUUACCGAAUCUCUCGCAUACAUGAUCUCCGGCAAUAUGGAUCGCGGAAGUCAAGAUUAUCACCUAGAGGCGGCUAUCUCUAAGUGCUUCUCAUCGGAGUCCGCAUGGUGGGUGUGCGAUGAGGCUAUUCAGACCUUGGGCGGCAUGGGCUACAUGCGCGAUGCCGGUCUUGAGCGCGUGUUGCGUGACUUACGUAUAUUCCGAAUUUUCGAGGGAGCAAAUGAUAUUCUGCGUCUGUUCAUAGCGCUUACGGGAAUUCAAUACGCUGGUAGUCAUUUGAAAGAACUGCAGAAAGCCUUCAAGAACCCCGGCGCAAACGUAGGCCUCCUCUUCGGAGAAGCUACCAAGCGGGCGACCAGGGCAAUAGGUUUAAGUUCACCGCCCACUUUUACACACUUGGUGCAUCCGAAAUUGGCAGAAAGUGCAGCACUUUGCUCAAAGAGCGUGGAGAGUUUCGGCAACACAAUAGAAGCUUCCCUUAUCAAAUACGGACGAGGCAUCGUCGAGGAGCAAUUCAUCCUCAACAGGUUAACACAGGCAGCGUUUGACACGUAUACGAUGGCGGUUAUACUGAGCAGGGCGACUAGAUCGUUGAACAAGAAUCUGCCCAGUGCGGAACACGAGCUAUUGAUGACUCAAGCUUGGUGCGCGGAGGCAUCGAACCGUGCUGCCUAUAAUCUGCAGCAGGUCAAUUCUGGAAAGCAACUGGACUUCUUCAGUAAACUAGGCAAAAUUUCCAAGAAUGUGUUUGAUGUUGGCGGAUGCGUUCAGUUGAAUCCUCUAGGCUUUUAACAAUCAUAAGUAUAUCUUGCAAUAACCCUGACAAUAAUCUUGAUGCUAUCUUGAAUAUAAAAAGAAGUGAAUAUUAAGUUUCGUGUAACUUAGGUUAACUAUCAUGAUUUUUAUCGUCAAAAUUGAAUUACCAUUAGUUAGAUUGAAAUGACUAAUUGAGUUUCUCCUAAAGUUAUUAAACUGUGAGAAUAAUAAAAUCCAAUGAAGAAAG
This is a messenger RNA of Harpegnathos saltator (Jerdon's jumping ant), 2332 nucleotides long. RefSeq names its product Acyl-CoA dehydrogenase very long chain (gene Acadvl). The record is from RefSeq and is a predicted model, not a curated record. NCBI's taxonomy places the organism in Eukaryota, Metazoa, Arthropoda, Insecta, Hymenoptera, Formicidae. Bases 208 to 2121 code for a protein of 637 amino acids. Gene Ontology annotation, molecular function: flavin adenine dinucleotide binding; very-long-chain fatty acyl-CoA dehydrogenase activity; fatty-acyl-CoA binding. The transcript has 9 exons.